Spodoptera frugiperda (fall armyworm) is the source of this 1787-nucleotide messenger RNA. Its product is annotated as UDP-glucosyltransferase 2. Gene Ontology annotation, molecular function: UDP-glycosyltransferase activity. Bases 165 to 1739 code for a protein of 524 amino acids. The transcript has 9 exons. The record is from RefSeq and is a predicted model, not a curated record. Lineage: Eukaryota; Metazoa; Arthropoda; Insecta; Lepidoptera; Noctuidae.
UAUUUGCCAGACCGUUAAGCAAGUUCGUGCCGGCUAGACUACUUUUAAGUAUAUAACUUACCGAACAACACAGGAUUUUAGUCAUCCUGAUAAUAUCGAAUCGGUCUCUCGUCUCUAUAGAAAUAAAAAAAUAUAAUUUAUAAGUUUUAUACGUAAAAACCAUCAUGGAACGAGAGAAGGUGUUUUGUUUGUUGGUCAGCAUAUUACUGACUUGUGGUGAGGCGUCCAAGAUCCUGGUGGUGUUCCCCAUGCCUUCCAGGAGUCAUGGGAACCUUGGAGAUGGUGUUGUCAGGCAUCUGCUGAAUGCUGGACAUGAGGUCACCUACAUCACACCGUUUGUUUAUAAGAAUCCUCCUCCAAAACUUCGCACAAUUGAAGUGAGUGCCACGUUUGAUAUUAUACCCGAGAAUAUGAUGACGAUAAAGAGUAUCAUGGACAGAACUAUUGUCAUAGAGAACAUUGGCUUUCUGAUAUACAUGAUGACAGAGAUGCUGAAGACCACAGUGGAAACUGAAGCGGUUCAGAAGCUGUUUAAUGACCCUAAAGAAGAAUUCGAUCUUGUGAUCGCAGAGUGGAUGUUUAGUGACGUGCCUGCUGGAAUAGCUGCAAUAUACGACUGCCCACUUAUAUGGCUGUCUUCAGUAGAAGCACACUGGAUGAUUCUCCAGCUUGUUGAUCAGCCAACGAACCCUGCUUACACAGUGGACAUCAUGUCAGCAUACACUCCACCAUUGAACUUCUGGCAGAGGGCUAAUGAAUUGUGGACUCAAAUGAAAAUCAAGUUUUUGAACUUUGUAUGGUUGGAUGGUGUACAAGAGAAAGCAUACAAUGAACUGCUGGUUCCAUUUAUUGCGAAGCGCGGCAAGCAACCACCAUCGUUCGACGAAGUUCGCUACAACGCAUCGAUGAUAUUGUCCAAUGCAUAUAUUUCUACGUCGGUUGCUCAAUCUCUCCCACAAAGCCAUAAGUAUAUUGGAGGCUAUCAUAUUGAAGAAAAAGUGACGGCUUUGCCUGAGGACUUGAAGAAAAUUAUGGACAAUGCAAAGAAUGGAGUGGUUUACUUCAGCAUGGGCUCCAAUUUGAAGAGCAAGGAUAUGCCUGAGGAGAUCAAGCGAGACCUCUUGAAAAUGUUUGGUACUAUAAAGCAGACUGUGCUGUGGAAAUUUGAGGAGCAACUGGCGAACAUGCCUUCAAAUGUCCACAUUCUUAAAUGGGCUCCACAACCAGCUAUUCUUUCCCAUCCUAAUCUUGCUGUCUUCGUAACACACGGUGGUCUCCUGUCGACAACCGAAGCUGUUCACUUCGGAGUACCGAUCAUCGGUAUUCCUGUCUUUGCUGACCAGUUUAUGAAUGUUGCCAAAUCAGUAAACAGAGGUUUCGCAUUAAAAGUAGACCUUUCUUAUUCACUGGCUGCAGAGCUUAAAGAAGCGAUACGUGAAGUUACUACUAAUCCAAGGUACGCACAAAAAGCGAAGGAGUUAUCAGAAAUCCACCACGACCGUCCAGUGAAGCCGGGAGUUGAGAUGGUGCACUGGGUGAACCACGUGAUCAAGACCCGCGGCGCGCCACACCUGCGCUCCCCCGCCCUGCACGUGCCCUUCUACCAGAAGAUGUACCUGGACCUCGCCGCGGUCCUCGUCAUCCUGUUCCUAGUUUUAAGAGUACUCUUAAAGAUAGUUUGUGGAGCAUUAUGCUCGAAAAAGAAAUCUAAUACUGGAGGAAAAAAGAAGAAGAAUUAGGAUGAUUUUAAUUUGUUUUACUGUAAAUAAAUUAUUUUAAGAAUAGAA